AUGUCUCCGGCCUCCGCCUGCCCUUGCUUCUCAGGUGGCAGGGCGCCGCCGUCUGACCUUCCCCGUCGGCAGCAGCACUCUGGCCUCGCCGUGGCUUCUCUUACCAACUCUGCCCGGUGGGUUUCUGUCAGCGAUUCAUUAACUAACUUUACUCUCUUCUCUUAUGCAAUUUUUGCUUUCUGGUCCUGGCCAUGUCGUAGUUUGUUAGAAGCUAUUUGGCAUUGGGGUUAUCGUGGAGAAAGGAUUACAGGGUUCCCUGUGAUUGACGAUCACUGGAAUUGCUCUCCUAGCUCCCGAAUUCCAGCUGAAUCUCCGUCUCCACCGUCGCUAUUCCGGCGAAGGCGUCGCCGUCCCUCGAUUUCUGGAUUUUCCCCGCGAACAGUUCACUCUUGCAGAUCCGAUCUCUUCCAGCACCUUCGGUGGAAAAAGAUGCAAGAUCCAAGAUUGCCCCUUUCGGGUGAAAUUUCAAACGGUAAACCACGUAAGAAGAAGGGCUCAUCAAAUUCCAGAGCUUCCUUGAUUCAGCUGAAAGGGAGUGAUGUACGAGAGAUUCAACAUGGUCAGGCUGCGGCAGUUCCUUUGCCUCUGAGAACUUCUCAGAAGCUGUCUACCAAGAAUUUGGCAAGGAAUGAAUACACUCCUCCUACUACUAUGUUUCAGCAGACGGAGAGAUCGAACUCCGAUUCCUUGCCGGAGUCUUCAGGUUCGGGGAAUGAUUACAGGGCAUUGAGAAGGAAGUACUUGCUGUUGGAAGAGGAAAGCUUUGCAUUGGGAACCGAGUUGACCGAGAUUGAAGACGAGGUUAACACUCUCGAGUACGAGAAGCUCGCGUUGUUGGAUCAGCUCAUUGUGCUGGAAGGUCUUGUCGACCCUUCGGAAGUGCAAGUCCCCUGA
Linum tenue is the source of this 894-nucleotide messenger RNA. The record is from the annotation of a GenBank genome assembly. NCBI's taxonomy places the organism in Eukaryota, Viridiplantae, Streptophyta, Magnoliopsida, Malpighiales, Linaceae.